Molecule: messenger RNA, 1581 nt
Organism: Paramecium sonneborni
Lineage: Eukaryota; Ciliophora; Oligohymenophorea; Peniculida; Parameciidae
Source: the annotation of a GenBank genome assembly
AUGUUAAAGUUUUUAAUACUUUGUUUGAUUGGAUUAUCAGCAUUUGGAUACACAUUUCCCUAUGAUGGAGAUGUGUUAGUACUAAAUGAUAAUACUAUAAAUGCUGCUAUCAAGCAAUUUGAUUACUUAUUGGUCGAAUUUUACGCUUCGUGGUUUAAAUUGAUAUUUUACCUCUCAUUAUAGGUGUGGUCAUUGCAAAUAAUUUGCCCCAGAGUAUUCUCAAUUUGCUACUUAAGUGAAAGAAGCUGGUCAAUCUUUCGUUGUUGCCAAAUUAAAUGGUGGAGAUCAGGAAAAAUAAGCUAUGAACAAGUUUAAUAAUUUAAUUUGAAAAUAGAUACAAAGUAUCAAGUUUCCCAACCAUAAUAUUACUCAUUAAAGGACAUGCAGUACCUUAUAAUGGUGAUAGAAGUGCUAAUGGAUUAAUGAAUUUUGUAACUUAAGCUUUAGAGGAUAAAUUAGUAAGAGUUGAUGAAAUUGAUGAUGUUUACAAGGUAUAAAAUAAAUUUAUUAUUUCUAUUUAGUUUUUAAGUGAUAAUAGUUUGAGUUUAUUAUAUUUUGUUAAAGAUUAAUAAUAACCAGAAUUGUAGAUUUAUUCAUUAGCUGCCAAAAUAUUCCCUAAUUUGAAAUUUGGUUACACAACUUCUGCUUAUGCAAGAGUAAUAUAUUAAAAUAAUGUUAAUAGAAAUUGUAUGAUGUAGAUGAAGGAUAAAUAGUUUUAUUUAGAACAUUUGAAGAAAGAAGAAAAGAAUUUACAGAUUAAAUAACUUUACAAAAAUUAACUGAUUUUUUAUAUGAAAAUUCAACUCCAUCAUUCGAAGAAUUAGAAAAUAAAAGUUACACAAAUAUUUUUAAUAAAAAUACACCUGCUUUAAUUCUAUUUUGGAAUCAAUAAAGUUAAGAGACAAAAGAAGUCUUAAAAUUGAUUGCUCCAAACAUUAAAAAAAGAAUAACUGUUGUAUCUGUUUUUUCUGAUAAUUAUAUGUUGAAUUAAGUCUUAGGUCAUUUGUUUAUAAAUAAUCCAACAUUCCCUUCAGUGUAUUAUUAUAAGACUACAAAUGAAGUUUAUAAAUUAGAAGGAUAAAUAACUGUUGAAAAUGUUAUGAGAUUUGUUUAUGGAGCCAAUAAUGGUAAAAUUCAAAGAAAAUAAAAAUCUUAACCAAUACCUACUUAAUCAACAAAUGUUCUGAAAGUAGUAGGUGAUACAUUUGAUGAAUUAGUUUUGAAUUCCAAAAAACAUAUUUUAGUAUAGUUUUGUCAAACAUCGAAUAGUAAAUGGUAAUAUAUGAAUGGUAUACAUAGUUAUGAACCAGAAUUUGAAGAUUUAGCUUAGGAAUUGAAAAAUAAUGAUAAUUUAGUAUUGGCUUAAAUAGAUUUAUCCUAUAAUGAUUUGGAUAGUGUGAAGAUAGAGAAUUAUCCAGGGUUUAAAUUAUAUAUUCCAAAAGUGACAUCUAAUCCAUUAAAUUUUGAUCAAGAGUUUAGUAAAGAGAAUCUAUCUGCUUUUAUAAAAUAAAAAGUUUAGCUUACAGUUACAGAAUAAAACAGAAGCAAAUCUGAUUUGUGAAUUAUUUUAUGUAAAACCAG